AUUUUGCCUUUAGGAUUACUUCCUUAGGACAUAUGCUCCAGAAUUAUGCUUUAUUGAUGUGCAGGGAACAAACAUUAUAUAAUGAGCCCUACUUAUGAGUGGGUCCUCUAUCAGUGGAUUCAGUCACUUGCAGAUCAAAAAUAUUUGGGAAAAGAUUGCUUUGCACAGUGCAUGUACAAACUUUUUUCCUUGUCAUUAUGGCUUUAACAAUACAGCAUAACAACUAUUUACAUAGCCUUUGCAUUACAUUAGGUAUUAUGGGUGAUCUAGAGAUGAUUUAAAGGAUACAGGAGGAUGAGUGAAGGUUAUAUGCAAAUAUUUCAUCAUUUUAUAUAAGGGAUUUGGGCAUCUGUGAUUUUUGGUGUCUUCUAGGGGGGGGGCCUGGAACCAAUCUCCCAUAGAUGCCAGAAAUGAUUAUACUUCCUAGAUGUCUUUUUGAAAGUAUAACAGUUUUAGUAUUUUCUAAAUUAGGUGUCUACCUAAUUGUUUAAAAAUUCUGUGGUUACCAAGAACCCCCAAAUAUUAAGUUCUGAGCCAUGUGUUUGGGUAUAUCUUUAUCAUCUAUCAUAAAUUUAUGUCUUUAGGUGUUAAAUAUUUAUUUAAAACCCUAUUAAAACUUUUCAAAAAUUGGGUUGAAUUCCUUGUUUCUUACAUACAACAUGAUCACCACAAAUACACUGAUCACAAUAUUUUGUGAUCAGUGUAUUUGUGGUGGGCACAUAAACAAGGUGAAAGCCUCCAUGAUUCUACUUUGUGGACAUGCCCACUUAGCAUGGGUACUUAAAAAACUUGUAGACUCUUAACCUAGCUUGGAGAGUACAACCUACACCUGAAGCAGGGGCCUCUCUAAUCAUGUUGGUGACCACCAUGUCAGGAGGCAUGAAAACACCCACACUGUCCCCAUUUUCCUCUCAUGCAAGGCCCAGCACUUACCCAAAGUCUCCUGCCUGCAUUAUUCUUUCUGCUUGGAAGACCUUUUUCCUUUGAUCGCUGUCUUUUAGACAACUGCUCAUUCUUCCAAACUAAGCUCGCACAAACCAGUAUGUCCAGUGUGAGCCGUCAUUUAUUCAGUUGAUUAUAUGUCUUUAUUUACAAUGGUGUUAAGGUCCUGCAGAAAUGGAAUCGGUAAGAGACAUACACACGUGCACAGCCAGGCAUUGAAUAACAGUGGAGAUAAUAUCCUGAGAAAUGUGUUGAUGGGGUUUUGACCUAUAACACCCUGGAGUGCACUUAUACAGGCUGAGCGGCCCAUGAUGUUACUUUAUGAUAAGAUCUUACAGAGCUACCAUCUUCUAUGUGAUUCAUCAAUGAAUAGAAUGCUAUGAAAUUUAUGACUGUGUAUGUGUGUGUGUGUGUGUGUAUCUAUACAUACACAUAGAUGUAUAUCUCACAGAAUGCAAGCACAUGCAUUCAAUUUAGUAUAUGAAUUGGUAUUAAGGAUGUGCAGCUUAUCCAUCCAGAAACAACCCUGAGACACCCAAAGUGGGGUGCAGCCAAGCAUCUGGGCAUGCCACGGCUCAGUCAAGGUGACUCAGGCAAUUAGCCAUCAUGACAAUCACCGUUUAAACACACUAAAAAGCAGGACGUUCUGCCUGUGCCUCGCUGAUUUGAGAUGUGCUUUUCCCCACUAGGUUGCAAGUCGUCGUUUCCUCCUUGAAAUCCCAUAAAGCUCCAUGUGCAUGCACUGAAAAAAGGUAUAUCUCCAUGAAUAACUUAAAUGAUCCUCCAAAUUGGAAUAUCCGGCCUGAUUCCAGGGCUGAUGGGGGUGGUGGAAGCAGGUGGAAUUAUGCCCUGUUGGUGCCAAUGCUGGGAUUGGCAGCUUUCCGUUGGAUUUGGUCCCGAGAGUCCCAAAAAGAAAUAGCAAAAGAGAGAGAAGCAUAUCGCCAGAGAACAGUUGCCUUCCAGCAGGAUCUUGAAGCCAAGUACCAUGCUGUGAUCUCGGAAAAUCGACGUGCUGUUGCUCAGCUGUCUCUGGAACUUGAAAAGGAGCAAAACAGAACAACUAGUUACCGAGAAGCCCUUAUCUCUCAGGGGCGGAAGUUGGUGGAAGAAAAGAAACUUCUGGAACGGGAAUGGGCUAAGGUAAUGCAAGAAAGAAGCCAGCUGCAGCCUCUGAGAAGUGUGUACCUGAGCCGUCUGGAGGAGGAGGAGGACUGGCAGAGGAAAGCCCGGCUCAUGCUGAAGGAGGUUGGAGAGGCCCUUGCAGAAAGACAGAACAUUUACUGCAGCCUGGUCACCCCCCGUCGCUCACGGCUGGAGCUGGAGAAGAACUUACUGGUGCGUGCCGCCGUCGACCCAGUGGCUGCUGACCUAGAGAUGGCAGCUGGCUUGACUGACAUAUUCAAACAUGACACCUACUGUGGUGACAUCUGGAAUAGCAACAAACGCCAGAAUGGGAGGCUCAUGUGGCUAUAUCUCAAGUAUUGGGAGCUAGUCGUGGAGCUGAAGAAGUUCAAGAGAGUAGAGAAGGCCAUACUAGAGAAGUGAGAGGAGUGAGGUGUCCACGGCCACCGGUUGCUUCUCAUGACGUUUUCCCUGCUGAGCUCCCACACUUCCUUUGCUUGCUACCCGCAUCCCCCACAUGCAGCUGCCCUCAGUGGCAUUCCAGCUCUGCCACCCUCAGCAGCAGUGAGGAUUCGGCACAUAAAGGUUUUCCCUGUGAUGCUCAGCAGCUGUGAAGGGUUGCCUUUCUCUGAAGCAUUUUGUGAGCCGCUAAUAUUUAGCAGAACAGUAUAAUGUCAUUUUAGUUCGAGGGUAAAAAUUGUUUUUAAAGGUCAAAUAUAAUAUUGAUCCUCACCGUAAGUAAUUUUCUGUGACUUUUCCUAUCUUCCUAAAUAAAUUCUAUCUUCUAGGAUUA
Ictidomys tridecemlineatus (thirteen-lined ground squirrel) is the source of this 2857-nucleotide messenger RNA. The record is from RefSeq and is a predicted model, not a curated record. Lineage: Eukaryota; Metazoa; Chordata; Mammalia; Rodentia; Sciuridae.